This is a messenger RNA of Gigantopelta aegis, 3410 nucleotides long. RefSeq names its product tectonic-3-like. The transcript has 14 exons. Gene Ontology annotation, biological process: cilium assembly. Bases 1 to 2058 code for a protein of 685 amino acids. The record is from RefSeq and is a predicted model, not a curated record. NCBI's taxonomy places the organism in Eukaryota, Metazoa, Mollusca, Gastropoda, Neomphalida, Peltospiridae.
AUGGCGGCAUUUUCAUGUUUUGGCAAGUGCGAGUUGGGCCCAUCUUGCAUUAUUUGGUUAUUUUUCUUUGUUGUAUCAUGCUCACUCAUUAUUGAUGUUACAGUAGGUCAGAAUACAUCGACAGCUUCAAUUGCAAGCACCACCCAGGCAGCAACUACCCCAGUAACGACCGUGACAACUACCGUAGCUCCCACCACCACUCCCGCUCCGACUACGCCACCUCCGUCGCAGAUCCCACAAAACACAGAUAUUGGUCCCUGCCCUUGUGACUUGACUGGACUGGCCUGUGAUGUACACUGCUGCUGUGAUGAUGACUGCACGCCAGAAGAUAAAAAAUCUUUUAGUUUCUGUUCACCAUUUUCUUUCACAGUAGAUGACAAGCUAUGCAUGAGGAGUGAGCUGAUACUGGUUGAAAAUUCUCCAUACAAAAGCAAUAUCACAUCAAAUGAUAUUUUUUGUAUCUAUUUCAACAACUAUUUAGAAAAGAAUUUCUAUGUGAAUCCUGACUUAGUUAAUACAGGAGAUGUGUUUAAUAAAUAUCUCAUAAAGUAUGCAGGCUUCUCGUUUCAACCUGGAAUUACACCACCACCAACUUUCGCGCAGUUUUACAAGUCUGGAGACGAGAUUCUAGUUGUGUAUGAAAGUAGGACGAUAGGAAAUCUAGGACAACCCAUGGCUCUGUCCUCCACAUUAUGCAAUGAUGAGAACCCAGCAGCAUACCUUAUUGAAAGGAGCAAUGAAUGUGUUCGACGUAUUACAAAUCUGCAGACGGAAUGUACUUCCCUCCGUCAGCUGGAUGCGGUCUCUUAUUACCAGAAGUUCAGAGUAGUUAGAACACCAGCUUUGUUUGGGACGUACAUUCCAGAAUACAAUGUGACUGUAAAUGAUACAUACGUUUUUACAGUGCCUGCAUUCGGAACAUCAGGUCCUGAUUCCAUCCCCCUCGUUGAUGUAACUGAUCUGUACAAUAACACAUACACUGUAGAAGUGCAGCUGGAUGAUACUCUGUGUGAAGACGCUAAUGGACUGACAACGACAUGUACUCUCAUGCCACCAGGUUACAAUUUUGGAACCAAUCAGUGUGAAAAUGUUGUCAAAAAAGUUCGGUACAGGAUUCAGUAUAAUGGUACGAUGGGGAUCUCAAGUGUUUGGGCUCAGUUCACUCUACACGCCGUGUCCUCCUCUGUAAACCGGCUUCCACAGUUGUUCUCAACAAAGUUUGAACAUAUUACAAAAAGCAACCCGUUUGAAAGAAGUGGAAACCCUGGGUAUGUUGUAGGACAGCCGGUCAUGGCGGGAAAAUUGGAAACAUUGCUUGAUGCAAAUGGAAAACAGGUAGCUAGAAUAGUGUUGAAUGAAAACCGAGACCAGUGGCUGACUGCAGUCCGUGCCUCGGUCAGUGGUAACUGUAUUACCAACGGACAACAAGGAAGAAUAUCCAUUACAUUUGGCCAGGACAUCCGAUCGGGAUGUUUCAUACCUUUCCAACAGACAGACAUGAGCACGUACUGUGAAGUGAUGCAACAGGCAAUUAUUUCCGCAAUGGAGCCCGAUAAUAUGGGAGACAACCUUUAUGUGGCAAUAUUCGGAAACUCGGAUGUCAUGAAAGUUGGGGACUGGGUACCUAUUUUGGUACAGAAAAGACCAGCACCCUCUGCUCCAACUGGGUACGUGUGUCGUCUCUCCCUGGGAAUGCACAUCCAGAUACUGUAUGCAAAGAUUGGAGCUCUUGCUAACCCACAGCCGAAAAUAUUAGGCGUGUCCUUCAUCUAUGACGACAAACAAGAUGUCUACUUUGAAUGUAUUGGCCCCAUGUGUCAGCCCGGUACUCAACAGGUCACUCAACGGGUGGAGGUCACGAUGUCCGUCUCUUUCAUUGAUGUGUCGCAGCCAGCCGUCGGGUAUCAGGGGGAGGCACCACUCUUCAUAUCGAAAGCACCUUACGACUUCUUCUAUCCAUUCCUCACGGGAUCUGCUCAAAGACUGGACUACGGUAGCAGUAUAUUGAUGUGUAACCUUGUAUUAUAUGUUUGUUAUGGAAUAUGGACAGCAUAUUAGCCUGUGACAUUUAUGUUAUAAAAUAUGGAUGUUGAUUUGUGACAUAAGUAUGUUAUGAAAUACAAUUUGCAUAUAAUUUGUGUGUAAAUUAUGGAACAUUUUAAAGUUUUUAUUUUUUUAAUCCAAAUCGAAACAUUUUGUCAAAACAGCCAUGAUCGCUACUAAACAUAUAAUUAUACUUAAUACAAUAAUUGACUACAAUUGAUUGUAUUUGACUACAAUGUCACAUUCAUACUACCAGAAAUUUGCUUUGACCAAACAGUUUUUUUUUCUUUUGCAGAAUUUUUCUAAUGAAGGGGUACAAAUUAUUAACAAAAAAGCACCUACAUUAUUUUAAUAUGCAUUUAAUAAUCAACUCCCCCUUUAAAAAUAAAAUAAAAAAUCAUUAGAUAUUAAUUAGUUGAACAUUGGAUAUUUAGAUGACUUCAAAGUUUGGGGAGGUGGUGUGCACGCCUAUAGACUCUGUGGUUGUCCGAUAUCCAAUGUGAUAACACUACAUUCACUAUACUUAUUGCGAGUACUCGAGGGUCAAACUCGACCCGGACCAGAGUACUUGAUGAUAAUAAGACUAAGGAAUAAAGUAAAAUAGCAUUAUGUAUCUGCACUGAAUAUGGAUGCUAAAUCAUGCCAUUGUUUGUAUUGCACACAUUCUUAUAGCCCCAUAAUGCAAUUGGAUGCAAGCAUAUGACAAAAUGACAUAACAAAAAUAUAAUUAAAUGAGAAUGCUCUUCCUUGCAGUGCUUGAACCUUAAUUGGGUAUAGGUACGUUGAUAUGUUAUCCUAUCCUAUCCUAUCCUAUUCCUUGCACGGGUACUCAAGUCCCAGAUUGUCCAGUGCACUUGUAACUUAUUGCAUUUCAGUCAUGUACUCAUUCUACUUGUGCCUAGUCACCUUAGCAAAUAUAUUGGCCAAUAUAUUUUAUUAUUUGCAGAAAUGUCAUAUGCAUCAGUCGUUUGCACUUGUGCAGAAUUGUAUUUAUCUGUUUUAUGAAUUUUAAUCAUUCCGUCCAUUUUGUUAAUUAAAUAUGUAGAUGUUUUUUCAUUGUAUGUGAAAUAACUUAUAAAUUAUUGUAUUUAUUUUUUUAGAAAAAUAUUUUGGCUUUCAUUCUUUUAUAUCUAUAACUAUAGAGGGCCAGAUUUAUGAAGCCUGUUUUUCUUGCGUGUUUAGGAAUUGUAAAUAAAUGAAGUUAUACACAGGUAAGACAAAAACAGGCGUUGUAUAUUUGAACUAUGAUCUAAUUGUGGGUUUUUUUGGAGAAGCCAUUGUAGAUGAUGCCAAGUAUUGUAACAGGAAGAAUCAUCUGUCCUAGCAUUUUUCAUAAACCACCAGUAAAUAAAUAGAUUUUCAUAAAA